AACCAAUUAAGGAGAUGACCAUGGCCACAACCUCUGUUCUUCUAUUAUUACCUUUGCUCUUACUGUUACCUGCAGGUGAGUGUGAUCUUCAGUUAAAUUAUUACAACGAGAGCUGCCCAAGAGCCGAAGAAAUCAUCAAAGAACAAGUAACCCAACUGUAUAAUAAGCACGGCAAUACCGCGGUUUCAUGGCUCAGAAAUAUCUUCCAUGAUUGCAUCGUUAAGUCAUGUGAUGCCUCUCUUUUGCUGGAUACAAAGGAAGGCAUAGUAUCGGAGAAGACAUCGAAUCGGAGCUUUGGAAUGAGAAAUUUUAAGUAUAUAGACACGAUUAAAGCUGCCCUCGAAAGCGAAUGUCCCCUCACUGUUUCAUGCGCAGAUAUCGUAGCUCUCUCAGCAAGAGAUGGUGUUGUCAUGCUAGGUGGGCCACAUAUCGAUAUGAAAACCGGCCGGCUCGACUCAACGGAAAGUUAUGUUGCAGAGCUUAUUGAUUUCAUCCCCAACCAUAACGACAACAUUUCCUUGGUGCUUUCACGAUUUGAUUCCAUUGGAAUCGAUGUGGAAGGAAUAGUUUCCUUACUUGGAGCUCACUCAGUGGGUAGAGUUCACUGCCUGAACAUCGUAGGUAGAUUAUAUCCUGACAUCGAUCCCACCAUGGCUCCCGAGUACGGCGAGCGCCUCCGACAUAGGUGCCCUUCACAAGACCCGGACCCAAAGGCAGUACAGUAUGCAAGGAAUGAUCUUGAAACACCAAUGGUUCUUGACAACAUGUACUUCAAGAACAUUUUAGCUCACAAAGGACUCUUGCUAAUCGAUCAACAACUGGCUUCUGAUCCCAGAACUGCUCCUUUUGUAGAGAAGAUGGGUUCUGAUAAUGACUACUUUCACCUGCAAUUCUCAAGAGCUCUACUUUUGCUCUCUCAGAACAAUCCCUUAACAGGUGAUCAAGGAGAGAUCCGAAAGGACUGUCGCUAUGUCAACAAUAAUAAGGAUAAAAGAAGCCCAAUCCUAAGCCCAGCCCAAUCCCCAGCUGAAGGUGAGCCGACUGUUUCAGGCCCAAGUCGAAGCCCAGGUGUUGGUGACGCCAGAGUUUAGGCCCCAAAGCCCAGAUCUUUGAAUAAAAUAAAAGAUUGAUUAAUAAGCUCAGGUCUUGUCUAACAUGCCUCGGAGCAAUAUAUUAAGGAUGACCGAGUUUCUCUACACCCAUGGUGAGGAGGGAAUCUCCACAUCUAUGGCAUCUGA
Molecule: messenger RNA, 1238 nt
Organism: Telopea speciosissima
Lineage: Eukaryota; Viridiplantae; Streptophyta; Magnoliopsida; Proteales; Proteaceae
Product: peroxidase 21-like
Biological process (GO): hydrogen peroxide catabolic process; response to oxidative stress
Molecular function (GO): peroxidase activity; heme binding
Source: RefSeq, a predicted model, not a curated record